Messenger RNA from Parasteatoda tepidariorum (common house spider), 1650 nucleotides. The record is from RefSeq and is a predicted model, not a curated record. Lineage: Eukaryota; Metazoa; Arthropoda; Arachnida; Araneae; Theridiidae.
AUGUCGAAAGGUGUGAAAAAAACAUCAAAUGAUAAACUCGCUGAACGCAUUGAGAAGGCAGUUGAAAUAUUGCAAAAGGAGAAAAAAUAUACUUGCCUUGGCCAUAUUGGAUCAGGCUCAUUUGGACAAGUGUUCAGAAUGAUAGAGCCCUUGAACAAAUCUGAGCUGGCAGUAAAGAUUGUGCCCUACGAGAUGGUGUCAAAAGCCGAGUCGGAACUGUGGGAAAAUCUGAGUCAUCCCAACUUAGUCCCCUUGAUAGGCGUGCACAAAUUGAAGAUACAAAAAACUUUUGUCUUCUUGAUGCCAGUUUAUCCAACCACAUUGUUUGACUCCAUUCAAGACUUGACUCCAUGCAAGGGAGCUUACAAUAUCGUAAAGUCUUGGCUGAAAGACGUGCUCCAAGGAUUGGACUAUCUUCAUUGUAAUGGAGCUUGCCAUCUGGAUCUUAAACCGGACAAUGUUCUCAUAUCAGAUCAAAAUUCUGCACUCUUGUGCGAUUUUACAUUUUUAAGGGAUUGUAAAACACCUCUCUAUAAACAUGAUAUUGGCUUGCCAAGUAUAUACCGACCCCCUGAAGUUCUCCUGUCUAAAGAGAGAAAAUACCUUGAUGGAACCAGCAUAGAUAUGUGGGCGUUCGGUUGCCUGUUGAUGGAACUACUUAGUUGUUUCACAUUAACAAAUGCAUGUAUGGACGGGAGGGAACAAAUGUAUACUACAGUACUUUCCCUGUUAGAGGAAUAUAGCUUACUGCGGCCAAUAAUGAUAAAUAUCUUCAAAGGUGAUGAUCUGUGCGAGACAGAUGUGAAACUUGCCCUCCGAUUCAUGAAAGAGUUUUUGACAUUUGAGGCGUCACAUAGACUACCAGCUCGUAGAGCUUUGACUCACGAAUUUUUUCACAAAGAUAUUGACAGCAUUCACAAUAACGUAGAUGCCAAGCACACACCACUAACAAACAGCACUGCGUCUACUCUCCGCAGCGAGCAUUUAUCGGUAAAUGAAGCUGUGAUAUUGGAAAAUAUUGAUGCAGAAAAGACACAGACGCCCAAAAUUCUUUCUGAAACUGAUAGGAAGCAAGUGAAUGAUUCGAAAAUGAGUGAGAUUGGUAUACAUAAGUCUACGGAUAGGCAAAGUAUGCCAGGAACAGGACCGGAGAUGAUAUCUUUGAUAUCGGAUACUCUUCCCUUAAAGAGCAUCAAUUUGGAGAAUGAGUGCGGUGUGAAACCGACAGAGAUUGACGAAUCAAACAAGGAACAAAGCGUGACAAGCAUUGAAGAUAAUACAAGGACUGACAUGGAGAAAAAGAAUGACCUCAUUUUGUUAAAAAUUAUUGAAUUGAGAGAGGAAGUGAAAUAUCUCCGCAUCAAAUUGGAGAACAUAGAAAAGAGUUUGGAGAAUCUCAUGAAGAGAAAUUCAGUUGAUAAAAACACAAAGUCAACUGGCAAAUUGGAGAAUAGGAGAAAUGAGAUAAACGGAGAAUCUAUGGUAGAUAGACCUAUUAACAGUGUGAGGAAAAUCCCUGAUGAAGUAGUGAUUGUUCAUAAAGAGCAUACCAAAGUUAAAAAAGAAAAGAAGAAAGGACGUGCUUUGAAUUGGAUGAGAACUGCUUGUAGAAGAGUAUUUGGUUUAUUCAAGAAGAGAGGAUCAAACUAA